CUAUGCCUGUCCCCGACCAGCCUUCGUCAGCCUCAGAGAAAACCAGCUCCCUGAGUCCUGGCCUAACCACCUCCAACGGGGAUGGCUCAGAAACAGAAACCACCUCCGCCAUUCUUGCCUCGGUCAAAGAACAGGAAUUACAGUUUGAAAGACUGACUCGAGAGCUGGAGGCAGAACGCCAGAUCGUUGCCAGCCAGCUGGAGCGAUGCAAGCUGGGGUCAGAGACGGGCAGCAUGAGCAGCAUCAGUUCAGCAGAAGAGCAGUUUCACUGGCAAUCACAAGAUGGUCAAAAAGAUAUCGAAGACGAACUCACAACAGGUCUGGAGCUGGUGGACUCCUGUAUUAGAUCGCUGCAGGAAUCAGGAAUACUUGACCCACAGGAUUAUUCCACAAGUGAAAGGCCCAGCCUGCUCUCCCAGAGUGCACUUCAGCUCAAUUCCAAACCUGAAGGGUCCUUCCAGUAUCCAGCCAGCUACCAUAGCAACCAGACCCUGGCCCUGGGUGAGACAGCCCCAUCGCUCCCUGCCCGCAGCACACAAGCCCGAGGUGCUGGCCAGAGCUUCAGCCAGGUAUGUGUGAGAAUGGGGCCCUCUGCUGUGUUGAUCUGUGGGGUCCAAGGGGACAGUCCUGGAGCAGAGCUGUCGCCGCGCGGCUCCUCGCCCAAGCAGUCGCCCAGCCGCCUGGCCAAGUCCUACAGCACCAGCUCGCCCAUCAACAUCGUCGUGUCCUCGGCCGGCCUGUCCCCGAUCCGCGUGACCUCGCCCCCCACCGUGCAGUCCACCAUCUCCUCCUCGCCCAUCCACCAGCUGAGCUCCACCAUCGGCACGUACGCCACCCUGUCGCCCACCAAGCGCCUGGUCCACGCGUCCGACCAGUACAGCAAGCACUCGCAGGAGCUGUAUGCCACCGCCACCCUCCAGAGGCCGGGCAGCCUGGCAGCUGGGUCCCGGGCCUCAUACAGCAGCCAGCACGGCCACCUGGGCCCAGAGCUGCGGGCCCUGCAGUCCCCAGAGCACCACAUAGACCCCAUCUAUGAAGACCGCGUCUAUCAGAAGCCCCCUAUGAGGAGUCUCAGCCAGAGCCAGGGGGACCCUCUGCCGCCAGCACACACCGGCACCUACCGCACGAGCACAGCCCCAUCUUCCCCUGGUGUCGACUCCGUCCCCUUGCAGCGCACAGGCAGCCAGCAUGGCCCACCGAACGCCGCCACGGCCACCUUCCAGCGGGCCAGCUACGCCGCUGGCCCAGCCUCCAAUUACGCCGACCCCUACCGACAGCUGCAGUAUUGUCCCUCUGUUGAGUCUCCAUACAGCAAAUCCGGCCCUACCCUCCCGCCCGAAGGCACCUUGGCCAGAUCCCCGUCCAUUGAUAGCAUUCAGAAAGAUCCCAGAGAAUUUGGAUGGAGAGACCCGGAGCUGCCUGAAGUGAUUCAGAUGUUGCAGCACCAGUUUCCUUCGGUCCAGUCCAAUGCUGCAGCCUAUUUACAGCAUCUCUGCUUUGGAGACAAUAAAAUUAAAGCCGAGAUACGGAGACAAGGAGGCAUCCAGCUUCUGGUGGAUCUGUUGGAUCAUCGGAUGACAGAAGUCCACCGUAGUGCCUGCGGAGCCUUGAGAAACUUGGUGUAUGGGAAGGCCAACGAUGACAACAAGAUUGCUCUGAAAAACUGUGGUGGCAUCCCAGCGCUGGUGAGGCUACUCCGAAAGACCACCGACCUGGAGAUCCGGGAGCUGGUCACAGGAGUCCUUUGGAAUCUCUCGUCUUGUGAUGCUCUCAAAAUGCCAAUCAUCCAGGACACCCUGGCAGUGUUGACCAAUGCCGUGAUCAUCCCCCACUCGGGCUGGGAAAAUUCACCCCUUCAGGAUGACAGAAAAAUACAACUGCAUUCCUCACAGGUGCUGCGAAAUGCCACUGGAUGCCUAAGGAAUGUGAGUUCAGCUGGCGAGGAGGCCCGCAGGAGGAUGCGGGAAUGUGAGGGGCUCACAGAUGCCCUGCUCUACGUCAUCCAGUCUGCACUGGGGAGCAGUGAGAUCGAUAGCAAGACCGUUGAAAACUGUGUGUGCAUUUUAAGGAACCUCUCGUACCGGCUGGCGGCAGAAACGUCUCAGGGACAGCACAUGGGCACGGAUGAGCUGGACGGGCUGCUCUGUGGGGAGGCCGGUGGCAAAGACGCGGAGAGCUCCGGGUGCUGGGGAAAGAAGAAGAAGAAAAAGAAGUCCCAGGACCAGUGGGAUGGAGUAGGACCUCUUCCCGACUGUGCAGAACCACCAAAAGGGAUCCAGAUGCUGUGGCACCCAUCCAUAGUCAAACCCUACCUCACACUGCUCUCUGAGUGCUCAAAUGCAGACACGCUGGAAGGGGCGGCAGGCGCCCUGCAGAACUUGGCUGCAGGGAGCUGGAAGUGGUCAGUGUACAUCCGAGCUGCUGUCCGGAAAGAGAAAGGCCUGCCCAUCCUCGUGGAGCUGCUCCGAAUAGAUAAUGACCGGGUGGUGUGCGCAGUGGCCACGGCGCUCCGGAACAUGGCCCUGGACGUCCGAAAUAAGGAGCUCAUUGGCAAAUAUGCCAUGCGAGACCUGGUCCACAGGCUUCCAGGCGGGAACAACAGCAACAAUGCAGCAAGCAAGGCCAUGUCGGAUGACACAGUGACAGCCGUCUGCUGCACCCUACACGAAGUGAUCACCAAGAACAUGGAGAACGCCAAGGCCUUACGGGAUGCAGGUGGCAUCGAGAAGUUGGUUGGCAUCUCCAAAAGCAAAGGAGAUAAACAUUCUCCCAAAGUGGUCAAGGCCGCAUCUCAGGUCCUCAACAGCAUGUGGCAGUACCGAGACCUGAGGAGUCUCUACAAAAAGGACGGAUGGUCACAGUAUCACUUUGUAGCCUCAUCUUCAACCAUCGAGAGGGAUCGGCAAAGGCCCUACUCCUCCUCCCGCACGCCCUCCAUCUCCCCUGUGCGUGUGUCUCCCAACAAUCGCUCAGCAAGUGCCCCAGCUUCACCUCGGGAAAUGAUCAGCCUCAAAGAGAGGAAAACAGACUAUGAGUCCACUGGCAGCAAUGCCACUUACCACGGGACUAAAGGAGAACACACUUCCAGGAAAGACACCAUGACAGCUCAAAAUACUGGAAUUUCAACUUUGUAUAGGAAUUCAUAUGGUGCGCCCACUGAAGACAUCAAACAUAACCAGGUUUCUGCACAGCCAGUCCCACAGGAGCCCAGCAGGAAAGAUUACGAGACUUACCAGCCGUUUCAGAAUUCCACGCGAAACUACGACGAGUCCUUCUUCGAGGACCAGGUCCACCAUCGCCCUCCGGCCAGCGAGUACACCAUGCACCUGGGACUCAAGUCCACCGGCAACUAUGUCGACUUCUACUCGGCUGCCCGUCCUUACAGUGAACUGAACUAUGAAACGAGCCACUACCCCGCCUCCCCCGACUCCUGGGUGUGAGGCGGGCGGCACGAGGCGCUCCGGGAACAGUGCAUGUGCAUGCAUACCACGAGACAUUGCUUCUUUUAAUUUCCCCCCUGCAAGUUUAGUUUGCUAAAGCCUGUUCCGUAGGAAGGCUGUGAUAACCAGUAAGGACAUACGAAGAGCUAUUUUAGAAAGCUAAACGAAUCGAAAGUUAACGUGGACGUCAGUAGAAAGCUAAAGCGAUCCUAAAGGUGACGACCUUGAGCGACACCUUUCUAGUUUGAGCUGUAGGGUAUGGAGGGUAUUGAAUGUGGCUGGAGACAGCACAGGAGGCGGUCCCGUCGGGGCGGUGGGGCGCGAAGGUUAUAAGCACAGAGGCAGGCAGCACGGGUCACACACUCUCGAAGGACGGCUUCUCACGCUUUGUUUCCUCUCUCCAUCCGUUGUGAUUCUAGGCUUCCGGUUGCAUUGGGGUCCCUCUGUACAGCAAGACGUUUCUUGCCUUUUGUUAAUGCAUUGUUGUAAAGUAUUUGAUGUACAUUACAGAUUAAAGAAGAGAAGCGCGUUGUGUAUAUUACACCGAUGCCGCAGUGUUUCCUCAUCUAUGGUUCUAAAUAUUGCUUCAAUCUCAAACGUUUGAAAGAUGUAUGGAUUUCCAGUUUUCUUUUCUUUCUCUCGGUAUGUUUUAACCAAGAAAAAAAAAUGGAGAAAAAGGAAUAUUUAGCAGUAUUGUUCGUUCUGAUAUGUGAACUUGUUUGUGGCAACUAAGCAAGGCAUUCAGCAGUUUCUGACAAUUAACACACAUCAUUCCACACUCCUUGUCAACAAAGUGCUUUUUCACUGCCUAAAAUUUUAGAUGUAGAUAUUUGAAAUAGAUUUUUUCAUUUAUACCAGUUUUCUUUAUGAUGAUACAGUGUUAAAAGAAAAUAAAUUACAAUUGAUCUGUCA
This is a messenger RNA of Myotis brandtii (Brandt's bat), 4352 nucleotides long. It is a transcript of the gene CTNND2, whose product is annotated as catenin (cadherin-associated protein), delta 2. Gene Ontology annotation, cellular component: postsynaptic density; nucleus; plasma membrane. Lineage: Eukaryota; Metazoa; Chordata; Mammalia; Chiroptera; Vespertilionidae. Gene Ontology annotation, molecular function: cadherin binding. Gene Ontology annotation, biological process: cell-cell adhesion; cell-cell junction assembly; dendritic spine morphogenesis. The record is from RefSeq and is a predicted model, not a curated record. The coding region runs from base 3 to 3440 and encodes 1145 amino acids. The transcript is spliced from 21 exons.